Messenger RNA from Branchiostoma floridae (Florida lancelet), 3525 nucleotides. Its product is annotated as glutenin, high molecular weight subunit DY10-like. Gene Ontology annotation, molecular function: protein binding. Lineage: Eukaryota; Metazoa; Chordata; Leptocardii; Amphioxiformes; Branchiostomatidae. The record is from RefSeq and is a predicted model, not a curated record. The coding region runs from base 106 to 2580 and encodes 824 amino acids. The transcript is spliced from 16 exons.
GGCACCUUCUCACACAGUUCUGGUCUCGCCUUGCCGUACCGCACUGGUCUCAUCAGCCGUCUGGUCUCGUCUUCCCUGGAGUGAGAAGAGUUUAGCGCUUCCAACAUGAACGCCAAAUUAGUUCUGCUCCUGGUCGCCACAGUCGCCACCUUCCACUUCUCCUACUGCGAGGAGAAAGAACGGAUUCUGAACCGGGUCCGUCGGGCGCCGAAGAAGCAGGUUGCGGUACAACAGAUUAUGCUUCGCUGCUCGUGGCCGGCCCAGCUCGCCUGUAGUGACCAAUCCAACUGUAUUCUUCAGAGCCAGCGUUGUGAUGGCCAGUACAAUUGUAGGGAUGGGUCAGACGAGGCUAACUGUGCACCAGCCCAACAGGUGUACGCCGUGAAGCAGCAGCAGGCUCCCCAGGUGGUGAUGGCCCCGGCCCCGGGCGCACAGCCCGUCAAGGCCGAGCAGCAGCUCCAGCCACAGACGGUGAUGAUGGUCGCCCCCCAGCCCGGCAAUGGUGAAGAGUCCUCUGCUGCGGCGGAAGAUCACAUCGAACCUUACUUUGCCCAUCAUGACCAACCCGCCAUGGUCAUGAUCCCCGCAGAGUCGGCCUUGACCGGCUUCGGCCAGGAGAUCGGCAUGGCCAUCCAGGGGCACAACGACGCCUCCUUCGCCAACGUGAACGCCGAGCAGUGCGCCCAGUUCUGCCUGGAGUCCACCACCUUCUUCUGCCGAUCGUUCGACCACAGCAUGGACGGGCAGUGCCACCUGUCCUCCCGCAACAAGAACAUGGUGAAGGGCGAGUUCCAGCCUUUUGCAGGGUGGAGCUACUUCGAGAGGGGUCUGUCAGGCGUGUCUGAUGCCCCGGCCGACCUCCCUCCAGCAGAGGGGGCACCUGAUGAGGGUGGCCUGGAGCCGGCACCAGUGAUGGCCCAGCACCAGCAGCCUCAGUACGUGAUGAUGGGUGCGAGUCAACAACAACAACAGAAGGGCAAAGGGCAGACUCAACCCUAUUCGUUCGCGAGUCAACAACAACAAAAGGGCAAUGGCCAGGCUCAACAAUAUCCGUUCGCGAGUCAACAACAACAAAAGGGCAAUGGCCAGGCUCAACAAUAUCCGUUCGCGAGUCAACAACAACAAAAGGGCAAUGGCCAGACUCAACAAUAUCCGUUCGCGAGUCAACAACAACAAAAGGGCAAUGGCCGGACUCAACAAUAUUCGUUCACGAGUCAACAACAACAAAAGGGCAAUGGCCAGACUCAACAAUAUUCGUUCGCGAGUCAACAACAACAAAAGGGCAAGGGUCAGACUCAGCGCGGGCAGACUGUGUACAUGCCCCGCCCGCCAGCAAAUCAACAACAACAAAAGGGCAAGGGUCAGACUCAGCGCGGGCAGACUGUGUACAUGCCCCGCCCGCCAGCAAAUCAACAACAACAAAAGGGCAAAGGUCAGACUCAGCGCGGGCAGUACUCAUUCCCUGUAGCGAAUCAACAACAACAAAAGGGCAAAGGUCAGACUCAGCGCGGGCAGUACUCAUUCGCUGCAGCGAAUCAACAACAACAAAAGGGCAAAGGUCAGACUCAGCGCGGGCAGUACUCAUUCGCUUCAGCGAAUCAACAACGACAAAAGGGCAAAGGUCAGACUCAGCGCGGGCAGUACACAUUCCCUGUAGCGAAUCAACAACAACAAAAGGGCAACGGUCAACCUCAGAACGGGCAGACUGUGUACCUGCCCCGCCCGCCAGCGAAUCAACAACAGCAAAAGGGCAAGGGACAGACUCAGCGCGGACAGACUGUGUACAUGCCCCGCCCGCCAGCGAAUCAACAACAGCAAAAGGGCAACGGUCAACCUCAGAACGGGCAGACUGUGUACAUGCCCCGCCCGUCAGCCCCAAUGAAGGCCCAGCCCGUAGUGAUGCCUGCCCCACAGAACGUCGUGGUGCUGCCGCAGGUGGUCAACCUGAUCUGCCCACAGGGUUUCAUCCGCCAUGACAGGAUCUGCUACAGCUUCUCCGGCUCGCCAGUCAACUACACCACAGCCGAGGGAGAGUGCAGUGAACUGGGAGCAAGCCUGGCUACCAUCAACAACGAAAACCAGCACAUGUUCUUGUCUGAGUACCUGAACGUGGUGAACCCCGGUGAGAACCACUGGAUCGGGCUGGAGGACAGAGCUACCGAGAACCAGUUCAUGUACGCUGACUCCACCCCACUGGGCAAGUUCAUGAAGUGGGCGGAGGGCGAGCCCAACGACCAGGGCAAGGAUGAGGACUGUGUGGAGAUGUUCCCGAACGGCGGGGGGUACUUCCGCUGGAACGACGAGUCCUGCUGCCGGGACCGCCAUUACAUCUGCCAGGCUCCACCGGAGAGACGCAUCACCUGCUUCUGCCACAACCACUCUACAGUGUGCGCUGAUGAUGGAGUUUGCGCAGACUGCCAGCACAACACCGAGGGCGACCAGUGCGAGAAGUGCAAGGACGGCUACGAGGGCUUCGCCACCCAGGGUACAGCCGACUCCUGCCGGCCCGCCCAGCAGCUCGUAGCCGUGCAGGUCGUGCAGCCAAAGAAACCCGUCAUGACCUUCCGCAUGCCCAAGUAAUCACCUCAGCAGUACAGGAUGCCACCUGCAGGUCGUCUCAAAACGAGGCUGUGGCCUUUGACCUUUGUAAACAAGAUGGCGGAUGAAGAGGGCUAGCAUUUGUAGACCUCUAAAGAAUAGAUACCACCUGAAUGUAGCUUUAAUAUGCUUUGGCAGGAAGGAAAAGGUUUUUACGAUGUGAAUGUUGAUGAAGGUGCAAACAAAGCUCAAGAACACAGCAUCUAGAAACGUCCUCCACGUAGUCUAUCUUGCUGCCUACAAAACCAAGAUAUGAUAGAUCGAAAAGGAUACCCAUUGUUUGUUCAAAAGAAAACUUUGUAUCACAACAUGGUGCUGACACAUGUUUUACCAUCAAUAUGAUGAUUUCAGAAUAAUUGUUUGAAGUUGGUGCUGUACUUUAUAAAACAAUAUGAUGAUCAGGAUUGUAACCCCUCCAGUUAUUACUCACGGUGCCAAUAGGGAAAUCGUUUUGAUGUGGUUUGAACUUUAUGUAAUGAUUAGGUAAGAUAAAUCAAAUCUGAUCUCAAAAUGGUGCUCCAAAAUGACACAACUCAGGCGAAACAGUUUACAGGUAAUAUGAGAAUUACAUAUCACACAACAUGAAGUUGUACUACUACAGUCGAUGUUAACGAUGUUAUUUCUCGUGUAUUCGGAAUUAGAUAUUAUAGCUGUAAUUGUUCUAAAUUGAGUGCGUUUACCUGCGUUGAAGUGGUGAGAUUCGCUUUGCUAAAAACUUGUGUCUUCUUGGUGGUUUGAAAUACACUAGAGUUUUCUCUGUUGUUAAAUAUUAGCGCUUAGAAUGAAAUUCGGUGACUCAAGGAAUUGCCAUGUUGACAGUGUUACUAUCAUUGAUAUAUGCACGUAGGAAAAAGCCAAAGGUUACAUUCCUCAAAAGUGUACCUCUUUAAUUCACUUUCUCUAAUAAAUGCUUCACGCUUUCGUAAA